UAAGCAACUAUUCCUUCACAGCAAAAUAUGCACUUUUCAUGGAUAUAGCUGCCAUAAUGGUUAAAAAAGACUAUUCUGUUUGUGCCUCUGCAACUAACAGUAAAUCAGUGAACCUUGAAGCAGAAGAAAGUUUCGCUGAUAAAUUUAUAUUUUAUUGAAUACCCUAUUUGCUAAAGCUCAUCUGCUGGAUUUUAACGCAGUCAGAGUAGUUACUAAUCAGAUCCCUUAGGGCAAACUGGUCUGUACUUGGGAUCUGAUGAGCAGUUAGGAGGGGGUCUACAAGCUCAUAUGUAUUGAAUAUUAUAAUGCCUUGUAAGCAAAAUGAUCAGUUGCUAUGAAGUUGUGUAACUUUAUUCUGUGGUGUGUGAGUGCACACUAGAAAACACGCCUUGCGUUAAAUGACAUUUGACCUGGAAUAGAUGUGGGAGAGAGGGAGAGCCCUUCCUGUAUACAGACUAGUGUUACACGAGCUGCUGGGCUGCUUCCAGGGUUUGUUUAGUGCUGGGAGUGACGGUGCUGAAAACUGCCUUAGCAGAGGAAAGCACUGCGUUCAGCUUCAGGCAUCUUAUUACAUGCACUUAAGAUGGCCCUGGAAUCUACAGUAAACACACAGGAGUUUUACCUUGAACUGCACUUGUAAUUCUCAUGGUCUUUUUAUGACUAAAACCUGCAUGCCAUUUCAGUGCUUCCACUUCUUAUCCCCACAGGCAAGACAAACCCACACAGCAGAAAGCUGAUUUGAAUGUUUGGUAUUUAAAAUACCUGAAGUAAAAUGGCUGAAGAAGGAAUACUGCAGGAGAUCUUUACUUCUCCUUUAAAUAUAUGCCUUCUGUGCCUGUGCCUGUACUUGCUGUACAAGAUACUGCGGGGAGACAAACCCCAAACCACAGAGAACAACGAGGAGCAGCUACCCAAAAUGAAAAGGCGAGAUUUUACCCCGGCAGAGCUUAAGGAGUAUGAUGGUGUCCAAAAUCCUAGGAUUCUAAUGGCCAUCAGUGGCAAAGUGUUCGAUGUCACUAGAGGGAAAAAGUUUUAUGGUCCAGAGGGUCCUUAUGGGGUAUUUGCUGGACGGGAUGCAUCCAGAGGUCUUGCAACAUUUUGUUUGGACAAAGAGGCUCUUAAAGAUACUUAUGACGACUUAUCUGAUCUAACAGCAACACAGAGGGAGACGUUGAGUGACUGGGAGGCACAAUUUACUUUUAAGUAUCACCACGUUGGGAAACUUCUGAAGGAUGGCGAGGAGCCAACAGAAUACACAGAUGAUGAAGAUGCAAAAGAUACUUCAGACUUGAAAAAGAAAAACUAGAUAUUCUUAGGUUUAUUACUUUGAUUAUGAAACUCUUGCAUUCCAAAUCUGUCCUGAAUUGUUUGAGCAGUGCAUCCUUUUAUAAGGAAAAUAUUAAGCACAUUUUGUUUCUCUGAAAAACUUUGCAGUCUUAGGAGAUUUCUCUUGAUUCUGAAGUCAAUGUUUCAUAAUUUUAGCUACUAGAAUAUAGUCUUCUAUGUAUAACACAUUUUAGAACCAGUGUUAAAUUCUACUCUCUACAGUAGCUAGUUGCGCAGAGCCUAACUCUUAUAGGUUAAAUAAACUAAAGACUUUUUUGGUGUAAAGUGCAGAAACAGUAGUUGUAAUACUUCAAACUUGCAGAUUGAAGUAAAAAGAGUAGGGCAAUACAGAAAAUGCUUAGCUUGUACCAGUAGACACUUUUUUGGAUUCACCCAGAGCAAGAGCAUUGAAUAUGGAUAGAUUUCCGCAUCCCAAGCAGUACUUUUUUUUUUUUUUUUUGAAAGGGGAAUUUUUGAUGUAGUGAUGUGUAGCAAUUAUUUUUUUUUCUGCAAUACUUAGUUGGAUGCUACCAAAGGGUUAAGAAAGCCUAUCUUAAAAAAAGUAUAUUUUUUGGUUUACUUAACUCUAGAGGAGACAUGAGACUUUUAGCUACUUGUAAUUUCAAACUCAUUCCCUCACGUUAGGGAUUGGAUAAAUUGCCCAAAAAAGUGAAGAUAAAUGAAUCCAAAAAUUGGCUUCUGUGCAAUGUCUCCUUUUAGGUGGUAGCCAAAAAACUGCCAUUCAGGCCCCACUCACACAAUGCUCAAGUGCAGACAAUACUAAACAGGGGUACAGGACCUGUGUUGGAAAUAAGGAAGCCUGAUGGGAAAUAACCUAUGCUGCGCCUUCUGUGGGACUUCUGCCUCUAUGAAAGGGAAUAUUGUCCAGUGUUCCCUGUUAACACAACCUCUUUUAGGCUGCCACCUUCACUCAAUCAUAACAGAUGUGCAUUAAAUAAUUUCAGUUCAUUUUAUUUUAUAACACUAUAUAGGGACCACUGCAUUUUACUUUGUCAUGUUAUUCAGUAUCUGAUACAAGUUUAAGGGGAACUUUAGCAUAUUCUUAUAAUAUGAAGUAGACCUAGUUAAGGACGGAGUCGAAGGUCUACACAGACAAUUAAAAAUAAAAAAAAUGUAGCCUUACAAUUUCGGCUGCUGGGGUCCCUAAACCCAGUUGCACACUUCAGAUUACUUUUGUCCACGUGAUACCUAGGGGCACAUUCAUUAAAGUACGAAUCUGAAUUAUGAAAUCCAAUAAUUUCUGAUGAUUGCAAAAGUCAUGAAAUUUUUGUUAAUUUGAAUACGUACAUUUCAUAAUUACGAUCCGAAAGUUCCGAAAUUUUUGUACUGAAGCGUUUACGUUUGCCGAUCCGAAAGUCCUGAAAUUAUCGUAUCCCAAUGAUCGUAAAUGGCGCAAAACUCUUCCUGACAUUGAACCAUCAGUGCAUGUUUUUGGAAGCCUCCCAUAGGACUCAGUGGCACUCUGUAGCUCCAACCUGGCCAAUGGAAAGUCACGAUACGAAAGCUUGAAUGAAUUACAAAACUUUGGUACUCAUUGCGACAAAUACGAUUUUGUCCCACAAACUGACGCAAAGUACGAAAAGUUAAGUAAAUUAACAAAAAUAUCAUAGAAAAUACAAAAAAUGGUAAACUUUAGAAAAAAUAAUUUUUUUUUUAUAAUUGGACCUGUUGUACUUUAAUGAAUGUGCCCCUUAAAGUUGAUUUUUUUAGAGCUUUCUCUUUAAGUGCCUCUUGCAAUUUGUCCUCUUGCCCACUUUGCAACAGGAUGUAAACCAGAAAUAAUUGGAAAACAUCUCUUUUUACAGGAAAAUGGCAUGUGCAAUUUAAAUAAACAUAAAUGGUUUCAUUGGUUGCUGCUACCCAGACAAGUGGUAUGUAAACCUGUUCCAAGAACCAGUUUUCAAGAUGCACAAAUAAAUCAGAAUUUACACAUCUA
Molecule: messenger RNA, 3283 nt
Organism: Xenopus tropicalis (tropical clawed frog)
Lineage: Eukaryota; Metazoa; Chordata; Amphibia; Anura; Pipidae
Source: RefSeq, a predicted model, not a curated record